Messenger RNA from Salvia splendens (bonfire salvia), 818 nucleotides. Its product is annotated as proliferating cell nuclear antigen. Gene Ontology annotation, biological process: leading strand elongation; regulation of DNA replication; mismatch repair. The record is from RefSeq and is a predicted model, not a curated record. Bases 1 to 663 code for a protein of 220 amino acids. Gene Ontology annotation, cellular component: PCNA complex. Gene Ontology annotation, molecular function: DNA polymerase processivity factor activity; DNA binding. The transcript has 3 exons. NCBI's taxonomy places the organism in Eukaryota, Viridiplantae, Streptophyta, Magnoliopsida, Lamiales, Lamiaceae.
AUGUUGGAGCUACGGUUGGUGCAGAGGAAUCUGUUGAAGAAGGUUCUGGAAUCGAUCAAGGAGCUAGUAACCUAUGGCAACUUCCACUGCUCCCCCAACGGUUUCUCGAUGCAGGCUAUGGAUUCCAGCCAUGUGGCGCUGGUGGCUCUGCUGCUCCGUUCGGAGGGAUUCGAGCACUACCGCUGCGACCGAAACAUCUCCAUGGGGAUGAACCUCAACAACAUGGCUAAAAUGCUCAAGUGCGCCGGGAAUGACGAUAUCAUCACUUUGAAGGCCGACGACGGUAGCGACACUGUCACUUUCGUGUUCGAAAGCCCCACACAAGAUAAGAUCUCAGAUUUUGAGAUGAAGCUCAUGGACAUUGACAGUGAGCAUCUAGGACUCCCAGAAGCUGAGUACCAUGCUAUUGUUCGCAUGCCAUCUGUUGAGUUCUCAAGGAUUUGCAAAGAUCUUAGUAGCAUUGGUGACACAGUUGCCAUCUCUGUUACGAAGGAAGGUGUGAAGUUCUCAUCCACAGGUGAUAUUGGAACUGCAAAUAUUUUAUGUAGGCAGAACACCACUAUUGACAAGCCAAAUGAUGCCACUGUAAUUGAGAAGAUGAAUGAGCCAGUAUCUCUCACAUUUGCUCUUAGGUUGAGCGUUGACGAGGACGGAGGAUGUUGAGCAUUUGGACAAAGACCGCAUUCAUUAAAUGUUCCGGUUGCUAUUGUGUCUUCAUACAUAGUAGUAGCUAACUCUCAAAUGCUUCCGUUUUUGCCAAGUUUUAAAAACUCUUAUGUUUUCCUUAAUCUGUUGAACUAUUUCCCUACAAACCUUGU